Messenger RNA from Geodia barretti, 852 nucleotides. The record is from the annotation of a GenBank genome assembly. NCBI's taxonomy places the organism in Eukaryota, Metazoa, Porifera, Demospongiae, Tetractinellida, Geodiidae.
AUGCCAAAAUUUGGUGUAAAUUUAUUACUCUGGGCAGAUAAGUUUGAUAGAGAAACUGCAGACCUGAUUCCUAAAGUUGCUGAAAUGGGCUUUGAUGGUGUUGAAAUCCCCAUCUUUGAUCCAGAUACAGUGGAUAUCCCUUAUACCCAAGCAUUACUGAAGGAUACCGGCUUAGAAACCAUCGGGUGUAAUAUUAUGGCAGGGGACAGGAAUCCAAUCGAUGAAGAUCCGGCGAUUCGAGAAAAUGGAAGAACCUAUCUCAAGCGCACAAUCGAAAUUGUUGCCGAGUUGGGUGCCGAUACGCUCGUUGGCCCCAUGUAUAGUGCAGUGGGUAAACUCGUCGGCAGAGGCAGAAACCAGCAGGAGUGGGAUUGGUGCGUUGAAGGUUUGCAAGAUGUUUGUGAAUUCGGCGGAAAACACGGUGUUACGCUCGCCAGUGAACCGCUCAACCGGUUUGAAACCUAUUUCGUCAACAUCGCUGCAGAUGCUGUUAAACUUUGUGAAGCAGUAGAUAGUCCGUACUUCAAGGUGCAUCUGGAUACAUUCCACAUGAACAUUGAGGAAAAAAAUCAAGCGGAUGCUAUCAUCGCGACUGGUGAUUUCUUACAUCACAUUCACUGCUGUGAAAACGAUCGCGGGACUCCAGGUACGGGACUUGUAGAUUGGGACGGUGUAUUCGGCGCGCUCGCUAAGGUUAACUACGACAGAUGGCUCGUGAUUGAAUCAUUUACACCGGCAGUCAAGGAAAUCGCCGCUGCGACCUGCAUCUGGCGCGACAUCGCACCGAGUGCCGAGAGCCUCGCGAUAGAUGGACUCGCGUUCCUCAAACAGAAAGCAGCACAAUACCUAUAG